Messenger RNA from Dalotia coriaria, 1251 nucleotides. RefSeq names its product tRNA selenocysteine 1-associated protein 1-like. The transcript has 3 exons. Lineage: Eukaryota; Metazoa; Arthropoda; Insecta; Coleoptera; Staphylinidae. Gene Ontology annotation, molecular function: RNA binding. Bases 244 to 1155 code for a protein of 303 amino acids. The record is from RefSeq and is a predicted model, not a curated record.
AAAGAAUGUUCCUAAAGAUGCAAAUGGUAUCAUAAAUAUAUUAAUUUAUUAUUUUGUUUCACAAUUGCAGAAUAUGCAGAGAUCUAUAUAUUUCAUUGAAUGGGACAGGGCUUUCGACAGAGACCAAACUGAAAACAUAACUCACAUAACCAAGAAGUUGUAUUCAUCUUGUGUUUGUGUUGUAUUCAUUACAUUUGAAAUUGUUUGUAAUAUUUUCCAUAAAGCUUACCCAAAGCAGUAAUUAUGGCGAAUAUGGUGCAUUGUCAGCUCUGGAUGGGCAGUUUGGAGCCCUACAUGACAGAGACAUUCAUUAUUAACUCCUUCAGAAAAAUGGGCGAAAAUCCGCUCAAUGUUAAAGUGAUGAGGAACAAGUUCACAGGAGAACCAGCUGGUUACUGUUUUGUCCACUUCGCUACUGAUGCUGAAGCAAUUGAUGCUAUGCACAAACUAAAUGGCAAGCCCAUACCUGGCACAACUCCUUCAGUUAGAUUUCGUUUAAAUAACGCUAGUAACACAGGAAGAUCUUUGCUGGAUCGUGAAUUUUCUGUCUGGGUUGGAGAUCUAAGUCCUGAUGUGGAUGAUUACAAUUUGUACAGAGUGUUUUCAACUAAAUAUAACACUAUUAAAACUGCAAAAGUAAUAAUUGACAGCAGUGGCUUUAGUCGUGGUUACGGCUUUGUCCGGUUUGGUAGUGAGGAGGAACAAAAGGACAGUCUUAUCUCAAUGAAUGGAUACAUAGGUUUAGGCACUAAAGCACUGAAAAUUUGCAAUGCUGUGCCAAAACCUAAGGGAUCUACAACUACAACUGAGACGCCAUCUACUCCCAGUUUCACAUCAACCACCACUACCAGCACAGAUUAUUCACAAUAUUAUGAUGCGACCACAGCAUAUUGGCAGAAUUACGCAACGUGGCAGAAUUAUUACAAUGAUCAGAGCAACGCCGGUGGAGAUGCUUCGCAAAUGACCGAAAACUCGCACAUGGUAGCAAAUGUACAAAUGGAGAAAAAGAUGGACAACGAUUUGGAGUUGGUUGAACACACAAUUCCUCUUGACGUCGAAAAGAUAAACAAAGAAACAAUCGAGCAGGAUGUCAGCUUUUGGGGAGCACUUGAGAGCUCAAGAUGGUUGCCAUGUGAUGUUUUAGAAGUAUCAUAGAGAAGUCUGAAAAUAACUUUUACAUUUAAGUUAACUUGACAAAUUUUCUUUGUAUGGUGACCAGAAAUAUCUUAAUAAAAUAAUUCUAAUUGAUAA